Messenger RNA from Monoraphidium neglectum, 1227 nucleotides. RefSeq lists its product as hypothetical. The transcript has 4 exons. The record is from RefSeq and is a predicted model, not a curated record. Lineage: Eukaryota; Viridiplantae; Chlorophyta; Chlorophyceae; Sphaeropleales; Selenastraceae. Bases 1 to 1227 code for a protein of 408 amino acids.
AUGAUCAGCACUCAUCCGCAGGACUCCCUGGAAGCCGGCGGCAGGGACAGGAGCAACCACGGGGCCAGCGCUUCCGUCGCUGGUGACGGCGCUGCGUCUGCGGACGCCUCGCCGAAGCACCGCGCCGCGCCCCGCGCGCGGGGGGCCAAGCAGCAGGCAGCCGCCUUGCAGCAGACGUUUGCGGCGCAGCUGUCAGAGGCGCUGGGGCCUGGCAUCACCGCCGACGACGCCGCCGCGGCUAUCCGCGCGUGCAGCAUCACCCGCCUUGACCAGUGGCCGGUGCAGGUGCUUGCGGACAACACGGCGAGCCUUUGGGAACUCACGAAUUGCAGCUCGCGCGCCGGGCGCGCGCGCGCUGUGCGCACGGCGCCAGAGCUGCUGACGCUGCCCAAGGACGAGCAGCGAGAAGUGCUCUUGGAAUUUGGGCGCUUUUUUGAAGGCGACGUCGACGGCUCGCUCCUGCGCGCUGCGUUCCGCAACCCGCGCGAGGCGCUCGUGCACCCGUCGGCGCUGCAGCUGCGCGCUGCCGGCCAAGUAUUUCGCCGCAACCCCCGCGCGGUGCUCGUGCACCCGUCGGCGCUGCAGGCGCGCUUUGAGGCGGCCAUGCGCGCGCUGGCGCUCGCCCUCGCCACCCACGGCACCGGCGGGCUGGCCGAGUCAACGAAUUCAAUAAAGUACAUGCUGAAGCAGACCCCGGGGCUGCUUAGGCUCCCAGAAGGUGUCCUAGAGCAGAGAAUGGAGGCGAUGCAGCAGGUGGACAUGCCGUUCAUCUUUGAUUCCGCGUCCUGGAUGCAGCGCAUGAUGCUCAAGACGCCCCAGCUGCUGCUGAUCGAGCCCCGGGCGCUCUUCGCCAAGUUCUUGCUCAUGCAAGACGGGCUCGGCAAAGACUUCUUUGUGCACGAGCUAGACGAAACGAUUGGCUGCCUCGCCAGCUACAGCCCGACGCGGCUCUCGCGCUAUCUCUUCCUGAAGCGCGCCACAAGGCUGCCGUCGGCUGGCAGGCGGCGCAAGCGGCGCAUCAGCGCAAGCGAGAAGGGCUUGGCGGCGGAGGGUGUGGAGGCAGCGGGGGAGGGCGCGGCGCGGGAUGGGGCGGCCAGCAGCUGGUGCCGGGACGACGCUCGCAGCGGCGGUGAUAGCGAGUCGGAUAACAGCGAGGGUGAGGGGCAGGGCUUGGCAGACGUGGCCAACGACGAGCUGCCUCAAAUCGGCUCGGCCAUGUGGGUGUGA